AGAUAAGAUCUUAUUUAGAAGCUUAGCAAUACAGUCUGCACUAUUCUCUAGCAGAUCUUCCUAGAAGAUGUUGCAAAAUAAUGUUCCAGGGAACAUGACUACUUUCUACUUAAAAUGCCUUCAUGCUAUUAUUAUCUGACAUAAUGGACCUUAAAUCUUUUAGAUCAGCAAUCAUGCUUGUUGGACAUUAAAUCUUGGAAGACCUACAUAGUUUAUUAAUAUUUUACCACUAAAGCAGCUUUUAGACAAAGCACAUUCCUAACAAGAUGUAUAAAUAAAAUAAAUGCAAAGACAAACAAACAUAACAAAAACUCCAUGAUUUGAGGUUCAAAAUGUCUUCGCUUAGGAAAUGGGAACAGCCAUGGACUUUAUAUUUCCAUUGCCUAAGUUGGUAAUCACUGAUGGGCAAUAGUAGUUUAGCUAGUAUGAAAAAAAGAGGCCACAAGAAGUCCUGGUUUUACAUAUGUAUUUGGUCAUGAGGAAGGGGGAGACCGAGGGCAAACGUGAGCACUGUCUGGCUGUAUUGCAGCUGCUGCUCUGCCCCAGUUCUGUAUAAUCAGCUCAGUGGCUGACCUAUUCUCUGCCGUCUGCAGCCUAGCAUCGGGAUGAACUUAGGAUCCAGCUGUGUCUGUGCUGAAUUAUUUUUUUGUCAGUUGGUAUAUUCUGGGAUCCCACUGGUUCAACUGCCUCUAAACAUUUCAGUGAUGGUUCACAUCUCAUGAGGAUUAAGUACAUGCUCAAAUAGAAAAUAAAAUGCAGCGGUUGCCAGAGGCACGGGAGGGUAUAGGAGUAUUUGCCAAACACAAAUCAGCAGCAGAAUGAUGAUGAACAGCUUGACGUUUGUGCACGUUACACAUGUAUCAGUCUUACAAAAUUUCUCAAUCUGUUUCAUCAGUUUUGUUCCGCUCAACCUCCUUACACAUUCAUUCUAUGAUUGAGGAAUUUAACACAAAUGUUAAGUGAUCAAAAUGAAUUUUUUCUGAAAAUGAAAUUAUUCUUCAAAGGACUUUCAAAGAUUUGCUAUCUUGCCUGAGCACACAUAUAUAUGUGUAUACAUGUUUCAGUUGUCAGGAUACUCCAGAGCCUCCAAAACAAACAAACAAAAAAGCUCUCUAAUAAAAGAUUAGCUAAAAUCCUACAAGGCCCUGCUCUUCAAAGGCUAAUAGAAAAGAACAUUCAGGCAACUCGAGGUGUGGAAUGUUUAACUGAAGAACUAACACGGUUUUUGUCACGCCCUAACGUGAAACACAGAUAUGGGGAUUACCCCGAGGCCAGCCGCGGUCACUCGCAGUGCUCCGAUUACAAAUCGGAGCCCUCGGUUCCUGACCCUGCGCUGAUUCCCGGGGCUGCAACCGCUGUCCCUUCAGCACCACUCGAACAGAUCGCGGCCUCGAGGCAACCAGCAGCUCGACACACUUCUUGUCCUGUUGCAAACACACUCGGUGCUGCAGAAACUCAGGAAGUGCAAAUUGCCUCUUUUUUGUUGUUAUUUAUUUUUUUUACUUUUUCAAGUGAAGUGACAGCGAUCUCCUCGCUUCUCUCGGCCAUUUGCCAUGUGCCUGCAAAUCCUCUGCGUUUCAUUAAACCUUGCAGUGCACGGACACUAAUCACGGGAUUAUGACCGAUCAGGACUGAGGACUGGGGCCGCUGGCGGCUAGCUGACAGGCUCUGUCACGCGAGCUGCCAUUCCAUCCCCUCAACCUCCGCUAUUAGGGGCGCGCACGGCGCUCCCGCCCGCGCCUGCAGUGGUUCCUCCGGGACCACAGGCGGCGGUGCUGCACGAGCGACCGCGGACCGCGAUUGCGGCCGCCGCCUCCCAUCUGCCCAAGAUGAACCCGAGGCUGCGGCACUGGAGGGAAGCGGCUUCGGUGCUGCUGGCGGCGGGCAAGCCGGAGCGGCGAUCGCUGUCUCCGCUCGGGCCCUGUGACUACGAGGUGCUGUUUUUGCAGCGGAGUUCCCGCAGCGGCUUCAUGCCCAGCGCGCACGUUUUCCCGGGCGGCCUGGUGGAGGCGGCGGACUUCUCGGCCGAGUGGCUGCGGCUGCUGCCCGCUUCGCCGCGCUGCGGGCUGGGCGCCGUCCGGCCGCCGCCUCCGGGCAGCAGCCGCGCACCGCUCUUCGCCACCGACCGACAGCAGCUGGGCUCGCCGCUGCCGGGGGAGGUCGCCUUCCGAAUCUGCGCUAUCCGGGAGACCUUCGAGGAGGCGGGAAUACUCCUACUGGCUCCGGGCGGCGGGCCGCGGGAGGGAAACGGCCCGGCCCCGUCGCUGCCCGCCGAGCAAUCGCUCUCCGCCGCGGAGCUGGGCGAGUGGCGGCGCCGGGUGCAGGAGGACCCCGCCUGCUUCCUGCAGCUCUGCCGGCACCUCGGCCGCGUCCCCAACAUCUGGGCGCUGCGGGAGUGGAGCAACUGGCUCACCCCGGUGGGCAGGGCCGGCCGCGGCGGGCGGCGCUACGACACCGCCUUCUACCUGUGCUGUCUGGAGACGCGGCCGCCGCACACCUCGCAGGACGACCAGGAGAUCACGGCCUUCCUGUGGUCAUCCCCCCCAGAAGCUAUUGAACGCUUUAAAUCUCAAGAAAUCUGGCUCGCUCCACCUCAGUUCUACGAAUUAUGUAGGCUGUGCAACUUCUCCUCACUGAAUGACUUACACAAGUUCAACUCUGAUCGAGCUCUAGAAGGAUGCGAACGCUGGCUGCCUGUGACAUUAACUGCUGCAGAUGGCUUCAUUCAGCUUUUACCAGGUGAUGAGUUAUAUCCAGAAGAUCCAGAUUAUACAGGUGAAAAGAAAAUAACUAUGUCAACAGAUAAGACGGUUGAAGAUCUCAUGAAAGAGGGCAGUAUAUUUCACAGGAUAGUAAUAAAAAAUACCAACAGUCUUGCUGUCUAUGUUAAUAUUCAAGCAAAAUAUAAACAUAUGAAUCCCUUGAUGAUAAACACUGAUAGUUCAAACUACAAUAGCAGAUUAUAAUGUAUUUGGUUUAAAGCUAGAAUAUGUUUGAUUACAUGCAUAUUCACUGUGUUUCUCAUCCUUUCUAACAGUUUCCAAGUAUUCAGGACAAUAGGCUUAAAUAUUCCUUACCAAAGCAUUUCAUGUGAUUGUAGGUUUUAGAUUUGUAUAUCUAAUCCUUUGAGUCUUUGAAAUUGCAUAGUUGUGCCAGUUAUGACCUUCAGAAGCUACUGAAAAUUUAACGCAAUCACCAAUUGAAUUACCUGCACAAACCUGAAAGUGAUUUGAUACCAAUUAUACUGAGCAAUUGCCAACAUAUUCUACUUACAUAUCAGUAGUGGUAUUCCAGCUGGUCUGUUGGGUCACGGAGGUCCUUUUCUCACUGAAAAUUAAGGUGUAUCAUAUGUUCAAAACAAGUAUGUUUUGAGUUGAAGAAUUAUUUUACUAUUCUAAAGUUGCGUGUUAGACAGCUGUAACAUAUGUCUAAAAAUGAAUGAAUCUCCUGUUCCAUUCCUAUUGACGUAUUUCAUAUUUUGGAAAAACUGUGUAUGUGAAUAUAUAUAGAUUUGUUAGCUAACGUUCAAUUUUUUACUGAGAGGGUGGUAGGGCACUGGCACAGCUGCCCAGAGAAACCCUGGGUGUCCCCUCCCUGGAGGUGCUCAAGCCUGAGCUGGUGGGAGCAGCCUUGCCCACGACAAGGGGCUGGAACGGAUGGGCUUUGAGGUCCCUUCCAACCCAAGCCUUUCUAUGAUUCUAUGAAAUAUUUAUUCCAAACAAUAUUUAUAUUUGAUAAAAUGAAAUAAUUUAUGUUAAUAGUAAUUUAUGCAAAACAUCACAGUUUUCAAAGGUAAUAAUUUAGGCAUAAACUAUCAGCUAUCAAAUGGAGUACAAGCAUUCUUUUUAUUCACUCUAACCUUUACCUUCAAGUUAAUAGUAAUUUUAAAAGAAAAAAUGAAUUUUCAGCUCCAGAAAGAUUUCAAAAACUUCAGGAAAGAAUGUACUGCCUUGGAAACAACUACUUCCACAUUUCAAUAUCCCUCACAGUGCUUCUUAACAUGUCUUUGAGAUUUAAAGACUUCAGAGGAAGGUCAGCUACUCUUUGAUCAUUUAUUUGUGGGCAGGGAGCAGUAAGUGGAGUAUACGGAGCUGUGAUGAGAUACCUUCUUCAUCUGGAAGAAGAAGGAUGACUUGCGAUUAGACAGUAAAGCUGUUCUGGAAGCUUUGUUUCAACUUUUGUUCUGUAUUUCAAUUAAAAUAAAAUUUUCUGCAGCAUUUUCAUUAUAUUGAAUUUGUUUGUAGCAUUCAUUUGGACUGGAAAAUUGUUCCUGUUUUUUUUCUCUUAUUGAACACGCUCAGAUGGUUCUAGGUUUAGAAGUCCCUUGCUACUGUGAAGCAUCCUUCUUCAUCAUAUUCUGGCUAACUCUUUAGAACAUGAAGAUCACAGGAAAAUUAGAAAAAUGGAGCGUGAAAGAAGCAAAGAAUGUAUCCUGUGUUACCCUCUGACAUGAUUUUCAGCUCUUGGAGAUUAACACCAGACACUGUAAUACUAGGUAGGUAAGAGGAAAAAAGCAUGCCUAUCAGUAUUUUUCUUAUGUCUGACACAAGUAUCUUGGCUUCAAAGUUAUUCCAUUCAGGGCUGUUUGAUGAACUACACUGAGAAGAUACGCUAUUGAUUGAGCUCUUUAUUUUUUUUCUUCCCAAAUUUUGUUGUGUGCUCCUUAUUUUGACCAGAUAGACAGAAAUGUAACUAAAUGAAUGUUAUUCUCUGUCAGAUUGACAGAGACAGAAAAACAUUUGCAGCAUGCCUAGCAGCAAUGGGAAACUGCUCUGUAGAUAAAGGCUUAAAAAUACCAUAUCUCUGUGAUAAUCGAUAAUAAAGAAGAUGUGUGAUCUGCACCUGCUUUCAUUUUUGCAAUGUGAUCUUUCACAUUUCAUGGGCUGGCUUUUUGAUCGUUACUUAUUGUUCUGUGCCUUGUGGUGGUUGUACCAGUUUAUUUUUGUGGUAGAAAAUGUGUCCUAGGAGAAAGUAUUUUUAGGAAAUAAAUGAUUCAGCUACGAAGUUAGACUUUUUUCAGAAAUUUUUAUGAAGCAGUAUGUUCCUAUAGGUUAUUUAAGUGUUGCUGCACGACAAAAAGUAGUGACUUCAACCUGCUUAAAUUCGUAGUCUGCCUCUCCAGAUUGUCUCCUGGAUCUUGUUUUUUUACACUGGUAAAAGUGAAAGGGUCCAGUAGGGGGAGCUUGAAGGCCAAGCAACAAUAAAAAUAACAGAAAAGAUACUAUUUUGCUUUAAAAAUGAAGAUAAGUGUCAAAUAGAAACAUCAAUGUUUUACAAUACGCAGACAGUAAGUAUCUUGUAGCAUUAAGUUAAAAACAAUGGUGGUUAGAGCAGAUUUGAAACACUGAGGCACUGUAAGAACAGACCGGAUUCCAGCUGCGUGCUUCACCUGCUGCCCUUGGGCAGGCACGUUGACCAGGCAGCCUUGCACAAAGACAUAUCAGAUGGCACAAAAAAAAAAAAAAAGCCUAGAUGGAAAGGUGAAUAUACAGUAAUGAAUAAUAAUAAUCAAAAGAGAUGUAGGUGUUUUCUCACAGAUUGUGAUCACAGAAUGGCCAGGGUUGGAAGGGACCUCAAGGAUCAUUUAUCUCCAACCCCCCUGCCACAUGCAGGGCACCGACCUCCGCAUUUAAUGAGGUGGUCAUCAUUUAGCGUCAUUUUCUGUUGGAACAGUCAUUUUCUGUUGGAGAUGCUCUUCAGCAUAGCUGAAUUCCAGGAGAGAAACAGCAGGUGCAAUCUCCUUCUGCCUCCACGAGUCUUUCAACACAUGCUGUGCUUCAGACUGAGAGACUCUGAGGGGAAAGGCAUACCGCAGAGGUCCUGGCCGUUAAAGACCCCGACUAUUACAGCCCCACACGGAGCACGGGCAGACCCCGCAGGACGAGCCCUGCCUGCCCCCUCCAGCCGCUCUCAGCUCUCCUUCUACAGCCCUUCCAAUCUCAACUUGAGGCACGGGCAGCGGCACACACAAGCAUUAUCCCUCCGAGCCCAAGCGCACGAUCAGGAAAAAGGCGAGAC
This is a messenger RNA of Phasianus colchicus (ring-necked pheasant), 6018 nucleotides long. RefSeq names its product nudix hydrolase 19 (gene NUDT19). Gene Ontology annotation, cellular component: mitochondrion. Gene Ontology annotation, molecular function: hydrolase activity, acting on acid anhydrides, in phosphorus-containing anhydrides. NCBI's taxonomy places the organism in Eukaryota, Metazoa, Chordata, Aves, Galliformes, Phasianidae. The record is from RefSeq and is a predicted model, not a curated record.